This is a messenger RNA of Drosophila willistoni, 2086 nucleotides long. It is a transcript of the gene meng, whose product is annotated as serine/threonine-protein kinase meng-po. Bases 450 to 1820 code for a protein of 456 amino acids. Gene Ontology annotation, molecular function: ATP binding; protein serine/threonine kinase activity. The transcript has 2 exons. Gene Ontology annotation, biological process: peptidyl-threonine phosphorylation; peptidyl-serine phosphorylation. The record is from RefSeq and is a predicted model, not a curated record. NCBI's taxonomy places the organism in Eukaryota, Metazoa, Arthropoda, Insecta, Diptera, Drosophilidae.
GACAAAGUUAAUUUUUUGCGCGCCUUUCGCUGUUUGUGUUUUUUUGUGUAUAGUUUUCCAUCUCUUCGAGUGCCGAUUUUCAUUUACGUACUUACACAUAUUUGGCGCGCUCACUUUGCCACCUUCGACACUUGGUUAUUCUUUUUGACUUGUGGCAGAAUUCAACUUGUGGUGCAACCUGUUAUCUGAAAUAUCAUUGAACACUAUCAUCUCUCAAUAAUUUGAGUUUCAAUACGACCUUUUGCAAUGUGACUAUCUAAGUGUGACUGCAGCUUUAUUGUCGUUUUGUUGCAAAAUCGAAAAAGAUUAUAUCAAAUACAAUUUCAGAGCAGUUAAAUCUGUUUUUCAAUUAUAAGCAAUACAAAAAAAAAAAUCACUAAAGGUGAAGAUUUUCAAUAUUGGAUUACAUAUUUGGAUUACCAUAAAAAAGGAACCUUAAAGCUUUAGAAAUGGGCACUAUCGAGAAACGCUCUUUCUCCUUCCGUUUGCGUCGCUCAUUUGGCGAUGGCGGCAGCACCAAUAGCCGCAAUAGCAACAAUAAUAGCAGCACCUGUACCAAUCACAACAAUCAGAAACGUUGUAGUACUCCUUUAACGCCAACCAGCACUAGUACAGGACGACUGGAGGUUCCUGGAGCUGCCUCGGUUAGUCGUCGCAGCAGCAUCUAUAAGAAGCCGGACAAGAAUGAUGGUGGACAAAUCCAUUUGAUUCCGGAUGUGGAGCUGCCAUUGAUGACAUUUGCCGAUCAGUACAAUAUAGAAAAGACACUGGCUGAGGGAUGUUUUGCCAAAAUUUUAUUAUGCCGUCAUCGACCCACCAAUACGCUGGUGGCUUUGAAGGCUGUGCAUGCCGAACUGACCACUAUUAAGGAGUUUCAAAAGGAAUUUCAUUAUAAUUAUGAGCUAUCCCAUCAUCGUCACAUACUGAGCGCAUAUGCAGUGGCAUUUCAGACUAAAGACUAUUAUGUAUUUGCCAUGGAGCAUGCUCCAUAUGGAGACUUGGCCACCAAUAUAGGACCAAAUGGUUUACAUGAGACGGCUUGUAAAUUGAUCUCGGAACAAUUAAGUUCGGCAUUGGGUUUCAUGCAUUCAAAGAAUCUGGUGCAUCGCGAUCUGAAGAUAGAAAAUGUUUUAGUUUUCACUCCAGACUUUGCACGUGUUAAGCUUUGCGAUUUUGGAGCCACCACCAAGAAGGGUUUGCUUGUCCACAAGGUAAAGCAUACUUGGACCAGCUGUGUGCCGCCCGAGCAAUUGGAAUUGAUUAAGAACGAAAGGUUUCAGUGCCUGCCGAUAAGUGAUUCCUGGCAAUUUGGCAUUUUAUUGUACAACAUUUUGACUGGCAAUCCACCAUGGCAAGCCGCUGAUUGGGUCAAGGAUCAGGGCUAUGCCAAUUUUAUGAAAUACGAGCAACGUAAGACCACUAAAGUGCCGGACAACUUUCGACGUUUCUCUCCGCGCCUAAUGCGUUGCUUCCGCAAGUAUUUGAGUCAUGAUCCCGAAGAUCGCUGCAAGAUUACAGAGGUUACCAAAUACAUGAAGGAUCGUUGGGUUGAGUGCCGCAUAUCGGCAUCCAAAUCAGCGACACUCAUCUCACCAAAUAACCAUGAUCAGGACUCUUGCAUCUAUCUUAAUCAGCGCGAGGGCAGAUUGUCAGGUGAUGAGAAUAAGUUAAGAUUUAAGCGUAUGAUGUCCAGCUAUGGUCUGGAUGUACCCAUUGAUCAGGCGAUGGUUAGAAGGCGUGUCUGGGAUUGGCUUAAGACAUGUGAUGCCAAUUAUGAUCCCGAUGUUGAAAGUUUGCAUGCAUUGGAUCUAAUGCAAUAGACUAGCUCCGAGUAGCUACAACAGAUAUUAGUUGUUUUUUUCGACAAUUUUGAGAAUUUGUAGAUCUAUAAGAUCAUAUAUUGUAUACAAGCAUACAUAUGCUAAUUAUAUGCAUUAUUUCUAAGAUACAUGAGAAGGUACUUCUCCAAUAUAGACGGAAAUUUACUAAGUAGUAGAAAUUUCUAAUGAAAAACAUAAAAUAAAAAUAAAAAACACGUCGACGGAUAACUUUCCACUAGUGUUACCUUUUCUAGUCUUCCUCUACA